Oryzias latipes (Japanese medaka) is the source of this 2839-nucleotide messenger RNA. RefSeq names its product SHC SH2-domain binding protein 1 (gene shcbp1). Lineage: Eukaryota; Metazoa; Chordata; Actinopteri; Beloniformes; Adrianichthyidae. Gene Ontology annotation, biological process: fibroblast growth factor receptor signaling pathway. The record is from RefSeq and is a predicted model, not a curated record.
UUGAAAGUGUCAGGGCGUGGGCUCAGAACUCCGCUUGUUGUUUCAAAGCUCCAAGUGCCGCGUGAUCCUCAUUUAAUCCCGUUAAACCGAGACUCUGGCGAGCGUUUCAAUGGAGUUCGAAGCCCUGGAAACCGGGUGUACCGUCAGCGACGUGUCGGACUUGGUGGUGGUCGAUCUGGAUCCUCAGGUCGAGACGGACAGCGUUUGCUCCGCGGGACCCGGUUUAUUGGAUGUAGCGCAAGCUCUGUUCCAGAACGAUGAUGCUGGAGACGUCAGUGACGAAGACGAGGAUGACGACGACGACAGCGGGACAGACCACCAGAACUCUGAGAGGUCGGGGACGCAGCUGCAGAGGUCGGAGCGGCGGUCAGGAGCGACUCUGCCGGACACCUUCCAGACCGGCAGCCUGCUGUUCUACGAGAGGUUCAAGGCGUACCAGGACUACAUGCUGGGAGACUGCAAGCCCUCAGAGGUGAAGGCCUUCACUGCAGAUUACCUGGAGAAAGUUCUGGAGCCGUGCGACUGGUUGGCUCUGUGGUCCACCGACAUCUUUGACGUUCUGGUGGAGGUGCAGGACCUGGACGUGAAGAAUCUGAGGGCGUGCGUGAAGCUGGUGCUGCCGCUGCGGUGCGACGGCAGAGGCUGCCGGCUGGACGAGGACGCCAUGACCUCCGUCCUGGAGGCCACGCAGCACCGAGUCCCCCUGCAGGAGCUGCAGGUGGUCUACGAUGAGUCCGGAGACUUUGACCAGACCGCUCUGGCCUUGGAACAUCUCAGGUUCUUCUUUAAACACAUCUGGCGGGAAUGGGACGAGGAAGACGAGGACGACGACUUUGAUUACUUUGUUCGUUGCGUGGAGCCCCGCCUCAGACUGUACUACGAUGUUCUGGAAGACCGGGUCCCGGCAGGCCUGGUGUCGGAGUACCACGCCCUACAGGAGAGCUGCUCCCGCUGCUUCCGGCAGUUCUCCGAGCUGCGCAGCGGCCUCAGCGCCGACUCCGACUCCGAGCUGGACAACGUGUCCAUGGUGGAGGGCCUGAAGCUGUGCGAGCAGCUGGAGACGCUCAAACGCAAACUGCACAUCAUCGAGAACCCGCUGCUGAGGUACGUCCUGGCCUACAAGGGCAACAGCCGGCAGCAGUGCGCGCAGAGCCGCGGGCCCAGAGCGUCGGGGCUGACGGCGGUUCACGUGGUGACGGAGUCCUGCAGCUCCAUCCAGCUCCAGUCGCUGCUGAGCGUCCGCCUGGCGCCGCUGUGCUCCUCAGAGGACCACCAGAUCCAGUUCCACAGGGAUCCGGUGUCGGCUGUGGAUUCCUGUCACCAUGGAGACGUGGUCAUCAUUCUGCCCGGCAACUACAGCGUCAGCAGCUCCAUCUUCAUCCCAGACUCCAUCACUAUAGAAGGUUUCGGCUUUCCGGACGAAGUUGUAAUCGAGAAGAACAGCAAAGGCGACACGUUCGUGGAGACGUCAGCCGCCGACGUCCGACUGUCCAACAUCAAGUUCAUCCAGCACGACGCCAUCGAGGGCAUCCUGUGCGUCCGUCAGGGAACUCUGAACAUGGAGAACUGCGUCCUGCAGUGCGAGACCACCGGCGUGAUCGUUCGCACGUCUGCGCGCCUCACCAUGAACAUGUGCGACCUGUACGGCUCCAAGGGGGCGGGCGUGGAGAUCUACCCCGGCAGCGUCUGCUGCCUGGUGGGGAACGACAUUCAUCACUGUAAGGACGGGAUCCUCAUCAAGGACUUUGCCAACGAGCUGGACGGGAUGCCGUCCAUCACGCUGGAGAACAACGUGAUCCACAAUAACGAAGGCUACGGCGUGAUUCUGGUGAAGCCUGGCGGGGAGGCCGGUCCCGCUGACAGGAGCGAAGAAGACCCCGCUGCAGUCACAGCCGACGACGGGCAGCAGGAUCCGCCCACAGAGCCGCGCUCUUCCCCGGUUCCUCAGGCAGAGCCGGCGGACGCCAGCACGGCGGGCAGCGACUCGGCCGCCGGCAGGAAGUGGCAGUUCGGCCGCCAGCUGAGCAGAGCCAAGGAGGCGACGUGCAGCCGCGCAGUCCAGGACCUGAUGGAGCACCAGAUCUUCGUUUCCGUUCAGGGGAACCAGUUCAAGCGCAACAACAGGGGGGACUUCGGCACCUUUUUCUACUGACCUCGUUUCACCAUCCUGCUGUUUGCGGGUCAGAACCGCCUGUGUGGAACUGACCCGUGAGGAGAACCGCAGAGAUUUGCAGUUUGCACAGACGCUUUGAUGUCUUAUUUUACGUUUAGCGCCGUUUUAACACUACCUGGUUCUGGAGUUUUUGCACCAUCAGCUUAUAAGGUUGAGAUGUUCACCUUUUGAAAAGGUUGGGGGGGGGGGGCUGUUUUAUGGUUAAGUGUUUGGUUGAAAUAGUUUUGUUCACGAGUUUUCUGCAGAUUAAAAAGCGGCUAAACAAACUUUGCUGCUGCUUGAUGUUUGAAAUGAGGUCAUGUUCUGGAAAAGUCUUAUUUUGAAAGGUUGUUGAUAUUCUAGCGUGUAAAACCUUAUUUUGUAUUAUUUUACCGGACCUAAUGAAUGAAAUAAACCCCCCAGGUUUAUUUUUAACCUUCAAAUUUUGAAAGCAGUUUUCCUUUUAAAAAACAAAACAGGAAAAUCUAAAACUUGAUUUGACAUUAAAAAAUAUUCAACAUAAGCUUCUGAUUGUAAUGUAGUCGUCAUUGCAGUUGCUCCAAUGAGCACUAGGGGCGCUGAACGUCUAAAAACAAAGUAAAAAUAUGGUCAUGUAAAAACCGUUGUGGUUCUGCAUCCUAAAUCAUUUCAUGGAUGUUCUGUUUAAUAAAAACUGGCUUUCAAAGA